CAUCUCAACAGAGCAACACAAACUCACACAUUGCCAAUUCCCUUUCUUGGUUUGAUUCUGGCUGCUGCAAUGGCUUCGUCGCUGGCCCUGGUAGCUCUGCUCCUCGUGAGCUGCGCCGUGGUGGCGGCGGCGGCGACCAAGUACACCGUCGGCGACACGUCCGGCUGGGCGAUGGGGGCGGAUUACACCACCUGGGCCAGCGACAAGAAAUUCAAAAUGGGCGAUACCCUCGUGUUCAACUACGCCGGUGGGGCGCACUCGGUGGAUGAGGUGAGCGCAGCGGACUACGCUGCGUGCACCGCUAGCAACGCGCUCCAGAGCGACAGCAGCGGCACGACCACCGUCACCCUCAAGACCGCCGGCAAGCACUACUUCAUCUGCGGCAUCGCCGGCCACUGCAGCAACGGCAUGAAGCUCGUCGUGGACGUUGCCGCGGCCUCUCCAGCCCCAGCCCCAAAAGCCCCGUCCACCACACCGACGACUCCAUCUACGACACCAGCGACACCGGCGUCCCCUGGCACAAGCUCCGGUCUGACGCCCACAACCCCAGCAACGGUGCUCGCGCCGCCCGCCAAGCAGUCCGCCGGUGCAGCUGGGCUCAGGGCCAGGUCAUGGGCUAUGCUGGGCCUGGCAGGACUUGCCGCCGUGCAACUGGGCCUCUUCUAGGGCCAAGGCCAGGGUGGAGGCAGUGCUGUUAGGUUGCAUGUCAUUUAGACAUCGACACACACCGUGUCAAGUGUUUGUUCAGGAAGUGAGUUGAGGUUUCUUUUCACAGAGGGAACUGGUGCUUUUGUUGUGGUGAGCUGGCAGUAGUUGGAUGCUGUGUUUGAAUUGACUUCCUGUUAAUUUGUUGUCCUAUCUAUGUCAUGGAUUUUUAGCCUCACCUGUGUAUGUUGGGAUUCAUUCCAAUCUGGUUAUGAUCUA
Molecule: messenger RNA, 924 nt
Organism: Oryza sativa Japonica Group (Japanese rice)
Lineage: Eukaryota; Viridiplantae; Streptophyta; Magnoliopsida; Poales; Poaceae
Source: RefSeq, a predicted model, not a curated record